CCUCGUUUACCCGUCACAACAUCACUCCUUCAUCCAAACUACCCCAUUACCCCGCGCUUUAUCAUCCCGAGUUAUCGGCAUACUCCACGGAGUCUUUACCACCAAGUAUACUUAUCCUUUAGUGUCGCUGACUCUUUUGCGUAUGCUGGUUCAAUAAUCUACCGAGAUACCGAGCAACUUAGGCGGGAAGUUGAUGAUCUUCAAUACCAAAACGUAGCUGCAGGAGCCGGGAGAGUAUCCCAGCGCUCUAGUGGGUAUACAGCGGGGUGAGUGAAAGUGACGUGAUAAUGAAAAUUAUUUACUUCCGUAUCACAGUCUUUCUUUUCGUUUUCUUGUGGCAUUUUUCUAGUAUCUUUCAUGCUAUUUCCUGGGCCAUUGAAAUUUAUAGAACCUCCCCUCUAUUGCCCUCCUCACUUUCACAAAUUUAGCAACUUCGACUUCAAUAGAUCGUGAACGAGUCGUAAGACAAUUUAAUCCAAUUCGUCAUGCCAGUUCAAACUCCACCCCUAUGCAAGUCGGUAAUGGCAACUUCGCUUUCGGAGCAGAUAUCACAGGACUGCAAACAUUCCAACCGUUUGCAAUCAUGUCAUCUUGGGGAUGGCACAACUUCUCAUUGCCGACCGCUCCCGGACAGUCCAAGAUUUCAGAUUUCACGGGUCUAGAUUGGUGGACACAUGGAAGACUGGUCAAUUACAACCAACCAAACCCAGCAGAACCUUUGAUCUCGAAUUGGCUCAUCCAGAAUCCGCAACGAGUCAACUUGGGAAGAAUUGGUUUCUGGUUCCAAGACAGCCAGCACAUUACUGAAGCUAGCUUAUCAGAAAAAUCACAAACUUUAGACCUCUACUCCGGAAUCAUCACUUCAGAGUUCACUGUCCUCGGCUCCCAAGUCAGAGUCAGAACUUCAUCCGAUCCUGAUUCGGAUACCAUAUCCGUCCAAGUUGAAUCUAACCUCAUCGACUCAGGCCACUUAGGGAUCUUCUUCGACUAUCCCUAUCCCAUUGCUCAGAAAUUUGAUGCUCCAUUUGCAGGUGUUUGGAACGCCACUUCGAAACAUACCACUACUCUUCAACAGAGCGGAAACAGAGCUCAAAUCACCCACAACAUGGAUUCAACAACAUAUUACACGUCAAUCAAAUGGCAAGGAAAAGACUCCAUCACCGGGCCCCUACCAUCCUCACAUCGUUACAUUCUACAACCUUCUCCCAAGACCGGUAGCUCUCUCUCCCUCAGCGUCAAAUUCUCCCCAAACCUCACCCGCUCAAUCCCCAGUCCCAAAUCAAUCGCCAGAUCUUCCGCAAAAUGGUGGUCCAACUACUGGGAAUCAGGCGCCUUCAUCGACCUGACCCACACCAAAUCCCCCAAUGCAACCGAACUCCAACGCCGCAUAAUCCUCUCCCAAUACCUCCUCGCCGUCAACGAAGCUGGACACGACCCACCCCAAGAAUCCGGCCUCGUCAACAACGGCUGGUACGGCAAAUUCCACAUGGAGAUGAUCCUCUGGCACUCUGCGCAAUGGGCGCGCUGGGGAAAAUGGGAGAUUUUCAAUCGAGCUAUUCCGGGUGUAUAUGAGCGGUUUUUGGCGAGCUCGUUGGAUAGAGCGAGGGAGAUGGGGUGGAAGGGGGCGAAGUGGGGGAAGAUGAGUGAUCCGACGGGGAGGAGCGCGCCGGGGGAGAUUAAUUCGUUGUUGAUAUGGCAGCAGCCGCAUCCGUUUUAUUUUGCGGAAUUGGAGUGGAGGGCGUUCCCGACGAGGAAAACGUUGAAGGAGUGGGAUGAGGUGUUGACGAAGAGUGCGGAGUUCAUGGCGGAUUUUGCUUGGUGGAAUGAGACGGCUGGGCACUACGAUCUCGGGCCCCCAAUGUACCCCGUCAGCGAAAAUACCAACCCAAAUGCCACCAUAAACCCAACCUUCGAACUCGCCUACUGGCACUUCGGUCUCAAUAUCGUCUCUCUCUGGAAGACUCGGCAGAACAUGUCAAUCCGAUCAACAUGGACGCACGUCAACGACAACCUCGCACCUCUACCGGUCAUAAAUGACACCUACGCAGUCUAUCAAGAUAUCCCCAACAUGUGGAUCGACCCCAAUACUUACUACGACCACCCAGGUAUGACUGGCAUUUAUGGUCUCCUCCCUCCCGGACCCGGUCUCAACCUCACCGUGAUGCGCAACACAGCCGAGAAAGUGCGAGAAAUCUGGGAUUUCGAAAAUCUUUUCGGAUGGGAUUUCCCCAUGUUGGCUAUGAAUGCUGCCAGAUUGGGGGAUAGUGAACAGGCUGUGAAGUAUCUUUUGGAUGAUUUGUGGAUGUUUGAUGAUGUGGGAAUGCCCGUGGGAGGGGUGAGGGUACCGACGCCGUACUUUCCGAGUAGUGGGGGUCUGUUGCUUGCUGUGGCUAUGCUUGCGGGUGGUUGGGAUGGGUGUACUGUGGGGGUGAGUAGGUGGCCUAAGGGGUGGGAUGUUAGGAGUGAGGGAUUUGAGAAGGCGUUGUAGUACGUUAACGUCGUGAUGCUCCAAAGUAAAUAAAAAGUUGUGAUAUUAAGC
Molecule: messenger RNA, 2539 nt
Organism: Cadophora gregata
Lineage: Eukaryota; Fungi; Ascomycota; Leotiomycetes; Helotiales; Ploettnerulaceae
Exons: 4
Coding region: 509-2488 (659 amino acids)
Biological process (GO): carbohydrate metabolic process
Source: RefSeq, a predicted model, not a curated record